AUACUUAAGGAAACGUACCCAACACUACCCCCGUCACGAUAUUAUUUGUAAACAUUAUAUUUUGUAUAAAUACGCAUGGAGAAUAACUCCUACACAGUUUCUUGGUGAGGUAGCUGGAAAGAAAACUUCACAAAAUGAUCAAGCUUACAACUGCAAUCUUCCUGACCUUGUGCGCCGUUACGGCCGCCAACAAUUAUGUUCGUGUAUGUUAUUACACAAAUUGGGCGCAAUACCGCCCCCCGCCAAUGAAGUUUUUUCCUGAGAACUUAGAUCCGCAGUUAUGUACACAUGUUGUCUACGCGUUCGCAAAGAUUGGUAGAGGUCACACUUUACAAAUGUACGAAUGGAAUGACGAUAAGAUGUACCCACGAAUGAUGGCUUUAAAGCAACAAAAUCCAGCUUUGAAAGUUUUGUUGGCUGUCGGAGGAUGGAACCACGAGAAUGGAGGCACCAGCAAAUUCUCCGUUAUGGUGAACUCAGAUUCCAACCGAAAAGCUUUCAUCGAUUCUUCAGUCGCUCUUUUAAGAAAGUGGGGAUUUGACGGUUUGGAUUUGGAUUGGGAAUACCCUGGUGGUCGUGGUAAUUCCCCUCCAGGUGAUAAACAAAGGUUUACUCAAUUGUGUCGAGAAUUAAUCGAUGCUUUUGACAAAGACGCUGCAGAGAAACAAAAACCAAGACUGAUGCUCACUGCUGCUGUUGCUGCUGGAUUUAAAACCAUCGAUGGCGGAUAUGAAAUUCCAAAGAUUGCAAAAUAUCUAGACAUUUUGAAUUUAAUGGCUUAUGAUUUACACGGUAACUGGGAAAAGGUCACUGGCCAUCACACUGCAAUGGAUUUUGAUGGAGCUCCUGGUGAUGACAGAAACAAACUUACUGUAACAUAUGCUGUGGAUUAUUGGAUCAAAGGAGGUUUUCCAGCCAACAAAAUCGCUCUUGGUAUGGGUACCUACGGCCGCGCUUUUAAACUUAAAGAUGCCAGCAAUAACGGCUUAGGUGCGCCUAAAGCUGAUUGGCAAAACCCACCUAAAGGACAGUACACACGAGAAGCCGGUUUCUUGUCUUAUUAUGAAAUUUGUAAAAUGGGUUUGACAGUUGUGAAGGACAAUGCAGUAAAAUCUCCGUACGGUUACAAAGGUCAAGAUUGGAUUGGUUAUGACGAUCAAGAAAGUUUGGUUUAUAAAGUCAAGACAUUAAUCAAAGGCAAGGGACUUAUGGGAGCUAUGUUUUGGGCUCUUGAUCUCGAUGAUUUCAAAGGCGUAUGCGGGGAAGGAAAAUAUCCAUUAAUCUCAGCUGUAUCCAAGGCUCUAGGAGGAUAUACCCCACCACCAGAACCCACUCAUGGACCAAGACCACCAAGUAAAGCAUCAACAAAGGCUCCUUCAAGGGGUCCAACCAACAAGCCGGUUACAAGCGGACCAGGUGGUAAAUGUCACGCCAUUGGUGUUUGGAAAGGCAACAGUAAUAUGGAUGCCUGGUGUGUUGCUAACUGUGCACGAAAUAAUUGUCCUGCUGAUACAUGUGCAUGUUAAAUAAAUAAAUAAAUAAAUAAAGUUUCAAAUAUUAGA
Messenger RNA from Hydractinia symbiolongicarpus, 1562 nucleotides. Its product is annotated as chitotriosidase-1-like. The coding region runs from base 135 to 1526 and encodes 463 amino acids. Lineage: Eukaryota; Metazoa; Cnidaria; Hydrozoa; Anthoathecata; Hydractiniidae. Gene Ontology annotation, molecular function: chitinase activity; chitin binding. The transcript is spliced from 6 exons. Gene Ontology annotation, cellular component: extracellular region. Gene Ontology annotation, biological process: chitin catabolic process; carbohydrate metabolic process. The record is from RefSeq and is a predicted model, not a curated record.